Molecule: messenger RNA, 173 nt
Organism: Paramuricea clavata
Lineage: Eukaryota; Metazoa; Cnidaria; Anthozoa; Malacalcyonacea; Plexauridae
Source: the annotation of a GenBank genome assembly
AUGCACGAACAUGUUGAAGGGUUACAUGGGGUGGAAGUGAUAGCAGAUGAUUUUGUUGUGGUUGGGUUUGGAAGUACCCCAGAGGAGUGGAAUGCUGACCAUGACCGCAAUGUCCGUGCUUUUCUGGAGCGCUGUCGGGAGAAGAACCUGAAGCUCAAGAAAGAAAAAGCUCA